UUGGAAGCGUAAUGGAUUGAUUCUUCAUGGACGGCUACACGUUUGGUUUAGCCCAAGCACUUGAUCGAAUUUACAAAUCCAGCCAAUCAGAAACCACAAGAUGGAGAAGGUGGAGAAAGCAGAUGUUUUUGUCCCCCCUUCUCCAGUUAGAGAGAGAAAAGUAAAAAAGAAGAUAACACGACAACUUCUUUUGCAGUGCACAGAGGCUUUCUCUUCCAUCUAACUUGGACCCGUCUUCUUCUCCUCUCUGUAUUCUUGGAUUGGAUGAUUUUAUGAACUUUCAUAGCUGAUUUCGGACUUCUAGGACCUCAAUCUGUGGAGAUCUGAAGAAGAAGAAGUAGUAGAAGAUUGGUUGUUUAGAUUCGAUUCUCCUAUUAAGGGUUUGGAAUAUCUGAUUAACUCUGGACUGGACUCCAGUGUUCCAGCCUUCCGGGUGUUCUUCUCUCUUCCGAUUCCUGCUUUUCAGUUGAGAUAUCAAGAGGCUUAGUGUUGUACUAUAGAGAAUUUAAUGGAGGAAUUGGGUACUCAAGUUGCUCCUCCCAUAUUCGUGCAUCAAAAUCUCGCUGGUCGAUUUCAUGAUGGAUUCACACAGCCAUUGGCAAAGAAACGUGCCAUGACCUUUCAAGGUCCUGGAUUUCAUCCCCAGCAGUUUCAAAACCAGGCUGGACACUGGAAUUCCAGUGUCUGGGGUUGGGACAGUGUUGGUUUUGCUGCUAAACCGUUGAACCAUCCGGUUAAUGAGGUGAAUGAAACCCUAAGCUUAAAUCUAGGCGGAAAUGGAAGAGGAAGUGGAACUGGUAGUGGCAAUGGAAGCGGCUGCUCGACGAAUUCAGUUGAAGAGACGGUUUCAAGGCCUGGAAAGAAGGUUCGAUCUGGUUCGCCCUGUGGAAGCAACUAUCCUAAAUGUCAGGUCGAUGAUUGCGGUGAAGAUCUGUCCAAUGCUAAAGAGUAUCACCGCAGACAUAAGGUUUGUGAAGGUCACAGCAAGUCAAGUAAAGCUAUGGUGGGAAAUCAAAUGCAAAGGUUCUGUCAGCAAUGCAGCAGGUUCCAUCUGCUUACCGAGUUUGAUGAAGGGAAGCGAAGUUGUAGACGCAGGCUCGCUGGGCACAACAAGCGAAGAAGGAAAACUCAAACUCAAACCGAAGAUGCUUCCUCACAAAAUUUAAUCCCCAAAACCCAUGAAAACAACACCAGUCCUGCUAAUUUGGAUAUUAUUAACUUGCUAACCGUUUUAGCUCGUGCUCAAGGGACUAAUGAAGAGAAGGGCAUCAGUUCCUCAAUAGCAACCAACAAAGACCAGCUGAUCGAGAUUCUUAGAAAGAUAAACUCACUGCCUUUGCCAACUUCUUCUGGCAUUACUCCAACAAAUCAGACGUGUCUGGACAAUUUCUUAUUAAACUCAAGUGCAUCUUCUCAAUCAACCAAGGACCUACUUGCUGUAUUAUCUCAAGGAAACAUCCAAAGAAGUAGUGCUGAUAAAAACAGCAAGAAUUCAUAUCAUCCAGAUCAAGCCUUAGAUUGUACUGUGCAAAAGAGUCCUGCAACAGUUUGGGGCGGAGAGAGAAGCAGCAGUAGCUAUCAGUCUCCUUGUGAAGAUGCUGAUAGCCACAUCCAAGGAAGACCAUCAAAUGUACCUUUGCAGCUUUUUAGUUCAUCUCCAGAAGGCAACAGUCCAUUGACUGGGAGAAUAUACUCUUCGGACAGCAGUAAUCCCAUGGAUGAAUCAUCACCUUCAUCUUCUCCUCCUGUUGAACAGAGCCUGUUUCCAAUGCAUACGUACAGAGAGACUGAACUUGUAAGGGCGGCGUCAAACAGUCUGAAGGCUAAUAAUAAUGUGAAUUUUGAAAAAGGUAGAGCUGGAUAUGUCAAAACUUCCCUUGAUCUCUUUGGAGAGUCGAUCACAGCCAGCGAAAGUGGUCUAUAUCAUCAUGGAGAGCACACAACGUCAUCUGGAUCUGAUCAUUCACCUUCUAGCUUGACCUCCGAGUCAAAGGAGCGUACUGGUAGAAUAAGUUUCAAAUUAUUUGAUAAGGACCCAAGUCAUUUACCAGGCACUUUGAAAACUCAGAUCAAUAAUUGGCUCUUAAACAGCCCUUCAGAUAUGGAGAGCUAUAUCAGGCCUGGUUGUGUCUUCCUAUCUGUUUACUUGUCAAUGCCAUCAUCUUCAUGGGAACAACUAGAAGAAAACAUUCUUCAGCGUAUCAAUUCUUUAAUCCAUAAUCCUGGCACCGACUUCUGGAAUAAAGGGAGGUUCAUAGUUCAAACGAAUAAGCAGUUGGCAUCGCAUAAAGAUGGAAGAGUUCGACUUUGCAAAUCCUGGAGAGCAACAUCUAACACACCUGAAUUAUUCCACGUUUCCCCUUUGGCAAUUAUGGCUGGGAAAGAGACCUCUCUUCUAUUGAAAGGAAAAAACCUGAAUGCUCCUGAGACCAAGAUUUAUUGCACUUACAUGGGUGGGUACAUAUCAAUGGGUUCGGCUUCCCAAAAAACUGAGCAAGAUGAGCUAACUUUGGAUAAGUUCAAAAUUAUGGGAGAGUCUUCUGGCGUACUUGGUCGAUGUUUCAUUGAGGUUGAAAAUGGGUUCAAAAGUGCUGCCAGCUUUCCCAUAAUAAUUGCAGAUGCUUCUAUAUGUCAGGAACUGAAAGUCCUUGAAUAUGAAUUCAACAAGGGCCCAAAUGUUGACGAUCGUAUUUUGAAUGACCAACUCCUACAUUUUCUAAAUGAGCUCGGAUGGCUAUUCCAGAGAAAGCAGAGCUCUUUAGGUCUUAGUCUAUCUGGAUACUCUAUUAGUCGCUUCAAAUCUCUGCUAGUAUUCUCUGUUGAUCGGAACUGUUGCGCUUUGGUGAAAACGAUCCUCGGUUUACUACUAGAGAGAAGCUUGAUCGGGGCUGAGCUAGCUAGAGAAUCCUUAGAGAUGUUAACUGAGAUUCACCUUCUGAAUAGGGCAGUGAAGAGGAAAUACAAGAACAUGAUUCACUUACUCAUUAAUUAUUCCGUGCCUUGCAGUAAUAGCACUACAGAAUACAUCUUUCUACCAAAUCAAUCCGGGCCUGGAGGCAUUACACCUUUGCACCUAGCUGCUUCUAUGUCCAAUUCAGAAGAUAUUGUAGAUGUUCUGACAGACGAUCCACAAGAGAUUGGAUUACUCAGUUGGCACUCUCUUCUUGAUGGGAAUGGGCAGUCUCCUCAUGCUUAUGCCUCGAUGAAGAAUAAUCAUACUUAUAACAGUCUUAUUGCUCGAAAACAAGCUGACAGAAAAAACAGCCAGGUAUCUGUAUCAAUUCGAAGCGGAAUAGAGGAACAAUAUUCGACGACAAAUCAAAACCAUGAGGCCGGUGUCCAUUUCAAACGAGGGCCAGCAGUUUCGUGUUCUAAGUGUGCAGUUGUGACUGCAAGAUAUAAGGGUGUGCAAAGUGCACACACUUUGCUUCACAGUCCUUUCAUCCAUUCAUUGCUUGCCAUUGCUGCUGUAUGUGUAUGUGUCUGUCUAUUUAUGCGAGGUGCCCCUGAUAUCAGGUCUAUUGCUCCUUUUCAGUGGGAAAAUUUGGAAUAUGGUUGUAGUUAAGACAAGUGACUAAAAGGACAUACGUCGUUUUGGUUAGUAAGAUCAUAUUGGGGCGAGGACCGCUAUGGAAAUUCGCUCCUACAAAUCAAGUUGUCUGUUUCAAAUCUGCUCAUCCAUUUCUGGAUUGCAGGUAACUCUUGACCAUCUUAGGCGAAUUCGUAUAAAUUUAUUUAGUCCUAUAGUCGAAAAGUAAAAUGCUGUUGAAGAUGUAUAUCUAUAAUAAAUAGCCCAUAUUAUUUUAUUUCGAGCGUGUAAGCUUCUGAGUUCUUUCCGAUUAGUUAUUUAUCACACUUCCAAGUUGUUUGUGUAAAAGAUGUAUAAUCAUCUUACAUUAUCGUAAUUGAUAUACUCUGAUUCUAAUUCGGGGCUGUGUUUUAUUCAAAUGUGUUUAUGUUAUGCUA
This is a messenger RNA of Impatiens glandulifera, 3966 nucleotides long. Its product is annotated as squamosa promoter-binding-like protein 14. The transcript is spliced from 11 exons. NCBI's taxonomy places the organism in Eukaryota, Viridiplantae, Streptophyta, Magnoliopsida, Ericales, Balsaminaceae. The record is from RefSeq and is a predicted model, not a curated record. Gene Ontology annotation, molecular function: DNA binding; protein binding. Gene Ontology annotation, cellular component: nucleus. Bases 509 to 3565 code for a protein of 1018 amino acids.